Messenger RNA from Vanessa atalanta (red admiral), 7405 nucleotides. RefSeq lists its product as uncharacterized. Lineage: Eukaryota; Metazoa; Arthropoda; Insecta; Lepidoptera; Nymphalidae. Gene Ontology annotation, molecular function: transmembrane transporter binding. Gene Ontology annotation, cellular component: trans-Golgi network transport vesicle; Golgi apparatus; membrane. The transcript has 14 exons. The record is from RefSeq and is a predicted model, not a curated record. The coding region runs from base 24 to 2045 and encodes 673 amino acids. Gene Ontology annotation, biological process: negative regulation of protein localization to cell surface.
CCAACAACAAGUUUAUUGUGAAGAUGGCGACGACUGGAGUUGGUUUUCGAUGGUUAGAUAUUUUAGAAAAGGAGUACGACAAAGCAUGUGUCGAAUUAGAUGCUUCUUUGUCGGAAUUAGAUACAGAGGACCCAGAAGUUGUAUUUACGUCUCGUCAGAAGAUUGCAACUCUAAGUUCAUGCUUUGCACAGCUGACUCACAAGGCUCUAACAAUAUUUCAAAACAGUGCAAAGCUCGAGGCGGAGCUUGUGGACAUGAGGGCUGAAUUGAUUCAAGCUCGUGCGGCAGUCGGUUGUCAAGAGGGCGGGGACAUGAUGGGUAAUGUCCCGGAAGCGGGGCGUGCGCGAGCCGAGGCUGCCCAACUUGCUCGAGAAAACGCAGCGCUACGGGAAACAGUUCUUGCUCUACAUUCUGAGCUUUUUGGAGCCAGGCUCGCAACGAAGUACCUAGAUAAAGAAUUAGCAGGAAGGAUACAGCAGUUACAAUUAUUAGGUAGUGACAUGCGCGCUGAACUAAGAGAUUCCCUUUGGGCUCAGGUUGAGGCAGAAAUCCUACUCCAGCGGCAUAAGACGCUGGUACGGGUUUGUCGCGGUCUGGCACCCCGCGCGCCCCGCCCGCCCGCAUCUACGCACGCUCCCCCGGCCCCGCGCACAGUGCGCGUGCGUCGUUCGCCACACCUCGGGCUCGGAAUCUCUGUCACGGGUGGUCGCGAGCACGGCGUGCCCAUUCUCAUAUCGGAGCUGGAGGCGGGCGGGCCGGCCGCGCUCACCGGCGAGCUGUACGUGGGCGACGCCAUACUGGCCAUCAACGACCUGGACCUCACUCAGGCUUGCCAUAAAGAAGCGGUCCAGGCGUUGCAGAGCGUGAAAGGAGACUGUGCUCUUUGUGUUCAGUUCAUCGCUACAGAUGACGACGAUCGUCUCUCCGAAGACAAUUAUAGCAGGUUCCCGCUGUACCCCGAGGACGGCGACGUGUUCGAGGAGGAGCCCGACGCGGCCGGAGCCACGCCCACCGCGCCGCGCACCCCCGACUACAACCACCGCGCGUCGGGUAGUGAAUGCGGGGAGAUCGACGCGUACGUAGCACGGCGAGACAGCGAGUACGAGCCGCUACGUACGACUGUACGAAACGAUAUCGUGUACGGGGAACGAGACGAAGUGAACUCGUACGGAGUGUCGGAUGAAAGAACUUAUGCAACUCGAGACAGGAGUAACUCGUACGUUCAAGACGGCCGGUCGUUCGUGGUGCGGGGAGAGGGCGGGGACGGGGCGGGGCUCGUGACGAGUGCGCACUACGCAGACUACAACAACAUCAACAACCUCGCCAUCCUCGACAUGGACGACGACUCCAUCAAGAUCGAAGCUCGUCUAGAGGUGUCGCCGGCGGCGCGCGCGUCGGCGUCCGCGUCCACGUCGGCGCGCUCCACGCCCGUGCACGCGCGCACCGCGCUCAAGAAGAAGCGCAAGCCGCAGGAUUGGAGAACGAAAGGGGCGUACUGCGCGGUGUCGGACGCGCAGUCGUCGGACGAGCCGCGCGAAGCUCCCCAGACGCCCCCCCAUCGCCCUGAGCGCUGCGACAUCGCAGCCGUUUCCGAGAAAGUGCGCGAACCGCCUGCACCGGGAGACGAACCCCCGUCACCGGCGCACCAGACGCCCCCGUGUCUACUAACGACCACCACGUCCGCCGACAACGAGGCACUAGCCGACACGCUGUCGCCUACCGUGUCGCUGGCCGACAAGCUGGCACCCAACGCGACGCCUGCCGCCGCGAUGCCGUCCAACGCGACGUCGACGACGGGUAAUUCGAAACCACUGCCGGCCCCCGACCCCGAAAACUCGCGCGAAAUCAUCGCCCCGCCCCCUCUCGACAUACGCUUCAAGUCGAGUAAAACGAACGGAGACAGCCGCGUAAGAAAAGAGACCAAGGGAUUCAGGAUAGGCUCGGCGCGGCGCGUGACGGAGGGCGCGCGCAACGGCUCGGCGGAGCGCCGGCCGCCGCGCCUGCUGCCGGGCCGCGGCGACCCCGACUUCGGCACGCCCGUGUAGCGCGCCCCGCCUCGCCUCGCUUCGCCUCGCCUCGCCUCGCCGCUGUCCGGCCGCGGUCGCCUCGAGUCGUCCCGGGCGCGACGGAGAGGACUUUUCGCUAGUGUCUUUCGGUUGGCCUCGGUUUCGCAGGGGACGGCGCUCGACGUACGACGACGAUAUUCGCACAAAAUCGAUUCAGUAGCUUAGUUUAGAUAGGGAGGACGUUUUUAAUUGUAGAAAUGAUGCAUCUCUGCGAAAUGUUAUGUUAAUCGAUUACGUUACUCGUCACAUCGAUAAGGAUCUCAGCCCGCGUCAACGUGAGGUCGGUGACCUCUGAUUUUAUUUUAUGUAGGUACUUAGGUACACGAUUACGAUUUCCUUUGUAUUCCAUUUUUUUCGUGUAGAUAUAUUUUUAACUUAUGAUUGAUUUAUACGUUUAGUGAUUAUGGCUUGUGAUCUAGAAAAAAUAAAUUUAAAUUAAUAUAUUAUAAAGUGUAAAAACGGUUAAUCCAACUAUUGUCUUGUAACGCUUUCGGCUUACUAUUUAUUUAUAUUAUAUCUGUAAAUACGUUGGUCACUAGGAAAGUUUUGAGAUUCAAUAACUAAACUUUCAUUUUUUUCAAAAUAAUUUCCAUCGGCUGCAAUACACUUCUCCAUACGACGAAACCAGUCUACAAAAAUCUUCUUCCACGUUUCUUCAGACACUUCGUCACAUGCCAAAUCCCAUGCUCGAAUUAACUGCCCAUCAUUGGAAUACCGGUGACCUUUCAAUUUAUCCUUGAUCAUUGAGAAGAGACCAAAGUCACAGGGUGCAAGGUCAGGGUUGUAGAUAGGGUGCUCUAGUAGAAUUAAUCCAGAUUGACUUAGACAACUUUGAGUUAAUUGGUGCAUUAUCGUGAUGAAGCCGCCAAGUGUCAAUGCGUGAGUUUGGCCGAAGAUUUUUUAGAGAUUCAAUCAGUUGAGGCAAACAAAUUUCUGUGUACCAUUUAGUGGUAACAGUCUUCUGUUCAUCAAGAGUUAUUCGCUUGAUUAUACCCCUUUUGCCAAAGAAGACCACGACCAUUUUCUUUUUUACAGAUCGAGACUGUUUGACAGUUGUUGGCUGUUCUUCGUCUUCAAAGACCCAUACUUCGUUUUUAGAUUUAGAUUUUACUUCGUAAUAAUACAGCUAAGAUUCAUCACCUGUUACUAUUGAAUUCACGUUAGGUGAUUUUCCACCAUCAAACAUAGUGAGCAUUUUUGACACCAUUUCUUGCGACAUUCCAUUUGGGCCGCUGUUAACAAGUGGGGUACCCAUAACGUGCAAACUUUUCUUACUUGAAGAUGGUCGUGUAAAAUAGUAUGAAUUGAUGGUACACUAAUCUUCAAGAGCUACCCUAUUUGUUUGUAAGUAAUAUGUCUAUCUAUCUCAAGUAGUUUUUUAACACACAUGUUUUGUCACAAUUAAAAAUUGAAAAAAGAUAAUGGAGGUAAGUUGUUUUUUUUUUUAGUUGUUAUCCAUUACUAUAUAAGACGUGCUAUCAUUGGUAAUAGUUUGACGUUUAAGCAUUUGGUAGUUUAAUGAUAUCUCAAAACUUUCCUAGUGACCUACGUACGUUUUAAAAAUCCUUAUUUCGGUCAACCAGCUCUUUUAGCGUCCUGUCUAUUUCAGAUAUAAACACGCGUUUCUUGACGUUUUUAACAAAACAGCUUUUUAAAAAUGUUUUAUUGUAUUUUUUAUUUAAUGCUAUGAAAUUAAUUAUGACCUUCGCCGAAGACAUACAAACGAAAAUUAUGAAAACAGUGACAAUAUGAGAUAAAUUUUAUUUAUACCCACUCACUUUACAUAUAGACUUAAACCAUACAUACGAGAGGAGUUUCACUUUUUCCUAGCGCCAUUAUAACCCAGUCGGUCACAGUACGUUCACCUUCACCGAAGACCUAGCUUAGUUUAAAUCCUGCCAAGCACCGUUAAGAAUUCACGUUCAUUUCUGGUGAUUCAUAAGUUAAACUAGCUGUUGCGAGGAUUUCACCGCAUUAAUCGUCGUUCACCGCCCGCAAAGGCAUGAUUUAAAAGCCUAUAUAUAACCUUUCUCAAAAAUUGGGCCUUAAAAUGCAAAAUUUUCAAAUUCCGACAAAAACACAAUUUUAUACUUUAUAUAAGUGCGUGAUCGGGAAAUGUACAAGCGAAACUACUAUCAUACCUUUUAAAAUAUCGAUAUUUAGUCAAGUUAUAAUUGAAUGUUAUUAUUUUUUUAAGUUUGACAUUUUAUUUUGCCUUUAUUCAUUUCCAUAUAACAUAGCUCAGAACUUCUACUGACAAAUAGGCAAACAUGUUAUUACUUAGGCAGUAACAUAAUUGUCUAACAGAGCACGACUUUUUAAGUUUCUAACGGAAUGGGUGUGCCUGCCUUAUUUUAUUGUGAAGCCUCAAAAAUACAAUCCAGACGGAUUCCCUAUUAGUGAUUUAGAACUGCCCUCCAUCGAGUUGGAUUAAUAGUUUCAUAUAUCAAGUAAAUUCUAUAAAGCCCCAAAAAUAAUAUCGCAGUACAUCAAUUGUUUGUCUGGCGAUUUAUUGUAAAUCGAUUCACAGUCGCGGACUUCUCUAGUAGACAUUUACUUAUCUAUAUGCGGUGAAAACCUAAAACAAUAGACGUCGACUAAGGCUUCCGAGCUUAAACUACGCGUCACACUGACCACGUUUAGUUCAUCCUAAUAGUUUUAAAUGUUUCAAAUGACUCAUCAACAUUUCGUAGGAAAACACAACCUUUCCUUCCCAAAGGGAAAUGGACAAAUUUUUUGGUGACAAACUUUAUAAGUUGUCAACAUAUUUGAAUCAAUGUCAUAUUAUUGUUACUGACUUAUAAGCAUUUACAGACACAGAGUUUGUCAACUACUUCAGUGGAAACGUAGUAUAUGUAUAUUUUUAGGUACUUAUGUAAUAUAGAUGUUCAUUCUUAUCAUAUAAAUGACAAAUUUCAUUAUUUGCUUUGCGCAAAUAUGUACAAAAGAGUCAUUAAAGAGUAUUUAUCAUUUAUUUGAAAUAUUUUUAUUAAAAGUUGAAGACUAUUCUUUUUUAUUAUUGAUAAUUAUAGCAUUCAUUGACACCCACAUUGUACUUACUAAACGAUUAUAUACGUGUACCUAAGACUAAUUCUGAUUACAAUCAAAAAAUGCUUCCAUGAAUAAACAAAUCUAUACUCACAUCCAAAACCAUAAAUAAAAAAUAAUAAUACCUAUACUAUAACACAUAUAAAAUUUCAACAGAAUCAUAAUGUUUUAAGGUGAAUGUUGACUCUUUAUACUUUCGACUCGACGUGUCCGUUGCAUUUCAAUAGACCCCUAUAGUGCAAAGAAUAAUAAUUAUGAAAAUUUCGUAUCAUUUGCCUCGUUGUGAAACGAGGUCUUUACGAAUUUUUUGACGCCCACGCGGAACGUAAACAAUGACGAUUGCGGACUGAUGAGUCGACGACAGUAUUUCAAGGUCGCUAUAGCACUUUUUCACAGAUUUGUUAUAUCUACUCACAUGUUAUCACAACUGAAUAGUUUUCAACUAUAAUUUGUUAUAGUACCUAAUAAUACACACAUAAUAAAAGUUUAAAGUUUUAAUGUAUGUAAAAUAAUGUCAAAAAUGGGGAUCUUUAAUGGCAUAAAUAUCAUGUUUGUAUCAACCGAAAAGAAGGAAAUAGAUUUAAAAAAAUUGCGUCGAUAGUGUAUACUGUAUAUACCUUACAUAAUUUGAUUUAAUUAGCUUAAUUUACUUCAUUAGCUAUAGCCAUGUUUUCGCCCCCCUGGGUGGCUACCACCCACCACUUUGUUGUACCACAUAAUAUUAACUUUUGUCUUGUUCCGGUUUGAAAGGUAAAAAAGACAAAUUAUCUCAUUUGGACCUUAAUAAACUUCAGUAUUUAAUUGGAAGCGUGAGUAUUUAUUUCAUUACGAUCUCUCAUUCCAUAUAGUAAAAUAUACCUUACAAUUCUACAAACUAUUAAUUUGUUAGAUUCGUUUUAAAUAUUGUUUAUAUUGGUAUCAGUAUUUAAUAUCGUUUAAUUCGUCUCGAUCUCUAAUAACGUCACAUGUGCACGUAAUAGUCAUUAUUAAUUACUAGUGUUCUCUCAAUGGUCGAAAUUCGACUUUAUAGUUUCUGAAAAUUUGUGGAAAACAUGUCUAUAUGAAUUUAAACAACAUUACCUAUAAAACAAAAUACAUCUACUACUGUUUUUUUUAUAUAUAUAAUAUAUAUGUAUAUAAAAAUACCUUAAAAGAAUAUAUUAUUUUGAAUCACAGAAAUGUGUAAAUAUAAAUGGCAGCUGUUUGGAUUUAUGCCAAAAACGUCGUCUAUGCCUCGCCUGUGAAAUAAAAAAAAAGUUUAGUAUGAUUAUGAGUUUUAUACUUCACAUUCGCAUUUUAUCUUGUUAUUAAAAGUCUAAUAUUAAAUAAUUAUAUUGAAUUAUGUAAAUUUUUUUCAUAUUUAAGAUAAGUUACGCUAGAACCACCUUUAUCAAAACAGCUGUAACAAAAUAAUUAAGUUUUUUCAUGCCUACAAGAUUAAGUCAUAAUUAACGUAUGGUUAACUUAUUUUAAAAUAGGAACUUAUAUCAGUUAAAUAAUUAUCAUAUCGAGUAGAGCAAUGGAUUUUGCGGACAUACAAAUUUUUGUGCAUUCAUCAAUGUUUUUGUGGCGUUAAUAAUGAUUCAAAUGUAUGUCUCCUCUGAAGUUAGUUACCAUGUUAUUGAAAGAUCUGAAAGAAACGUAACAAUUUAGAAGUCAUGGUGUUCCUCGAAGGAUAGAUGGAAGUUAUUUUGUUACCAACAUGCAAAUAUUAUAUUCGGCUUAGAUCCAGAAAAUAAUAUUAAAGGUUUUUUGUUUUAAUAGAACAAAUUAUAACAACUGGUUCAAUAUUUUGACUUGGUGUGUUUUUGCCUACUUUUUUAAUAUAUGUAUAUUAUACAUAUAUUAAAAAAGUAGGCAUAUACAUUGUAUAAUAAUAAAACAAUUGCUAUAUACCUUUUCAUUGUCAUAAAUUAUUACAUACCUAUUUGUUUUAUUGUUAGUGAUUUAAACGCUAUAAUUUUUCCUUGAGCUGUAUUAAAAUGAUUAAUCAAAAAUAUUGUCAGAACAAAGGUCCUUCCAUCCAGGACUGGUACUCUGCGUUUCAAUUUGUGCAUAUGUGAAUAGCCUGUGAAGAUUUUUUUAAUGUAUUAAAAUACUGCCAAUCAUAUCGAUGUAUUCCUAAAUUUUACACGGCGACCAUUUCAGUGAUAUCAUGAAACCAGUUAACAUUCCUUCUUGUGUUAGCCUUGUUAUACUUAGAAAUAAGUUGCGAAUAUAAUGCAAUUUUUAAAAUUUACAAGACAAUACGCAUUUGUAUAUUAACAGGUGUAUUACAUUUGUAUGAAUUA